AUGGCAAAGAGAUUUAGCAAAGACGACGUCGCGUCGCACGGCAAGGGCGACAGCCUCUGGAUCGUGAUCGAUGAAGACGUCUACGAUGUAUCUAAGUUCCAAGACGAGCACCCUGGCGGAAAGAAGAUUCUCCAGCGCGUUGCCGGAAAGGACGCCUCGAAGCAGUUCUGGAAGUACCACAAUGAGGGCAUUUUGAAGAAGUACAAGGGUCAGCUGCAGAUCGGUUCGUUGGACACCAAGAAAGCAGCUGAGCCGGUGCCGGCUCCUAAGAAGGCUGCUCCCGAGCCCAAGCCUCAGUCUGAGUCCUCUUCUUCUGUGACGCCGCCUGCUACUGGUGCGCCGCAGGAUCCUUACGGAGAUUUGAUUCCUUUCGCCGACCCUUCAUGGUACCAGGGUUAUGCCUCCCCCUACUUUAACGAUUCCCACGCCGCCCUCCGAGACGAAGUCCGCCAGUGGGUCGAGUCCGAGAUUGAGCCAUAUGUAACCGAAUGGGAUGAGGGCAAGGAGGUCCCGCCCCAUAUCUACAAGCAGAUGGGUGAGCGAGGAUACCUGGCCGGUCUGUUGGGUGUCACAUACCCUGUGAACCACACCCCACACCGCGUGCAGUCGGUGACACCAGAUCGCUGGGACUUGUUCCACGAGAUGCUGUUGACCGACGAACUGUCGCGUGCAGGCAGCGGCGGCCUUGUCUGGAACUUGAUCGGAGGCUUUGGCAUUGGAUGCCCACCCCUGGUCAAGUUCGGCAAGAAGCCGCUGGUCGACCGAAUCCUGCCGGGUAUCCUGGCCGGCGACAAGCGUAUCUGUCUUGCCAUCACCGAGCCUGAUGCGGGCAGUGACGUCGCCAACUUGGGCUGCGAGGCCAAGCUGAGCGAAGAUGGCAAGCACUACAUCGUCAACGGCGAGAAGAAGUGGAUCACAAACGGUAUCUGGUCCGACUACUUCACCACCGCCGUGCGCACCGGCAAGCCCGGCAUGAAUGGAGUCAGUGUCCUCCUCAUCGAGCGUGAAGCCGGCGGUGUCAGCACCCGCCGUAUGGACUGCCAGGGUGUAUGGUCCAGCGGCACAACCUACGUAACCUUUGAAGACGUCAAGGUACCAGUCGAGAACUUGAUCGGCAAGGAGAACCAAGGGUUCAAGGUGAUCAUGACAAACUUUAACCACGAGCGCAUCGGAAUCGUGAUCCAGUGCCUGCGUUUCUCGCGUGUCUGCUACGAAGAAUCCAUGAAGUACGCACACAAGCGCAAGACCUUCAACAAGCCACUCAUCGAACACCCUGUCAUCCGCAUGAAACUCGCCCACAUGGCCCGCCAAAUCGAGGCUACCUAUAACUGGCUCGAGAACAUGAUCUUCCAAUGCCAGUGCAUGGAAGAGACAGAGGCCAUGCUCAAGCUUGGCGGUGCUAUCGCCAGUUUGAAGGCCCAGUCUACUACUUGCUUCGAGUUCUGCGCUCGCGAGGCGAGUCAGAUCUUCGGUGGGUUGAGCUAUAGCCGUGGUGGACAGGGUGGUAAGGUCGAGAGGCUUUACCGUGAUGUUCGCGCUUAUGCUAUCCCUGGUGGUAGUGAGGAGAUCAUGCUUGACCUUAGUAUGCGUCAGAGCUUGCGUGUUCAUGGCAUGUUUGGAAUGAAGCUAUAG
Messenger RNA from Penicillium canescens, 1632 nucleotides. Its product is annotated as putative acyl-CoA dehydrogenase. The record is from RefSeq and is a predicted model, not a curated record. Gene Ontology annotation, molecular function: oxidoreductase activity, acting on the CH-CH group of donors; flavin adenine dinucleotide binding. NCBI's taxonomy places the organism in Eukaryota, Fungi, Ascomycota, Eurotiomycetes, Eurotiales, Aspergillaceae. The transcript has 4 exons. The coding region runs from base 1 to 1632 and encodes 543 amino acids.